AUGUCAGAUUAUCAAAAAAUUGCUGAUACUUUGCCAAAUAAGCCAACAGAUAUUUAUGGCACCAACACCGCUCCUAAAUUAUUGAACAUUACUUCCGGCGAAAGAACCAAAGAAAGUCUUCACUUCAAUCUUCAAAUUGGAGAGUUCCACUACACUUACCAUGUGAUGCAUGGAUCUACUGCUGCGGACAAGAUCACUCUUUGGUGUGAGCGAGGAACACAUCGAACUCCAGCCGAAAAACGAUGCCCUCACCGUGUGAGAUUAGCGAUUCUCAAUCCAGCUCUGAUUUUGACCACGACAUCAUGGAAGAGAGAAAAGGGGCGCAAACCGAAGGAAGUUCCACGACACAAGCUCAUCCUUACUGCCGACGGGGUGCGCGAUCCUGACAACUACGCUGUUCUUGAGGUCUGCCCUGAUUCACCAUUUGAAGAAGUUCAAGGUCACAAUCACCCUGGGAACGACAACAUCCGUCCGCUUCAAGAUCUCUUCAAGGAAAAUGCUACCCUUCGUUCUUUUGACCAUAAACGAGAACAAUACGAUGCUGAGAUGGCCAACUUGCCAGGCCAUUGGGUUGACCAAUUCAAGGAAGAUGUCGCUGGAGGCACCGAAAAGACGAAGCGAAGUAUCCGAGAAAAACUUGCCAGAAGAUGGACAUCACCAGCAUCAGAAAUUCCAGAAGAAGCAAAAUCGAUUCCUGUCUACCAUCACGAUCCCAACGUCAGCUUCUAUCAUCCCGAUUCAGCCAGUGUUGUCAACGAACGAUUUCUUCAAGCGCAAUUUACGAACAGCAAAGGCCGCCCAAUCACCCUCUGGAUACUCAAAAGCGAAAUUCAUCUUCUUGAUGAUAGACAUCCUCUGAACAAGUCACCCUGCUUCAUCGACGGAACUUUUGAUGUCAACAGCAAGAUGCCCGGCGUUUACCAGCAGUACAGCAUUGUCCGCUACUAUUCGUCAGACAACGGACGAAAAGGGAUGAGCUAUCCACUUCUCUUCUGCUGGUUGCCGGACAAGACGCAGUCUACCUACAGAGCGAUGUUCAAGAAAAUCCGCGAGCUCUACUUCGAAGAAACUGGCCAAGAACUUCUCAUCAACGACUGGAGAGUAGAUUACGAGCCAACGCCGAAGAAAAUAAUCAAGGAGCUGUGGCCUGAUGCUCAAGUCUGCGGCUGCGAGUUUCAUUACUGCCAAUGCGUCAUCAAGAACUGGAGACUCAAGCUGGGCCGCAAGGAUUUCGUCUUUGAUGUCAAACUUCGAGUCGACUUUUACGAUGUCUACCUUGGAAUGCCCUUCUGCGAUCCCAUGAUUGUGAAUCAAGCUCUACACAUCCUCGAGACACAGCGAAUCCCAGCCAUCGAAUGCGAAGAAAAAAGGAAGCGAAUCGAAGACUUUCACUACAAAUACUUCAAGAAAGAAUGGAUAACAAAGCGACACUCAAAAGCAGAUUGGAAUCUUCAUCAGCUUCUUCUCAAGAACUCAUACAAGUCUCCACCAGCUUCAGUUCGCGCGUUCUCCCUUCUUCUCAAGGACUACAAGGGCUACUUCCUUGGAAAAUUUGCCGUCAAUCGCCACGCAAGAAGAAAAGUCGAGUCAAUCGUUCGCUGUGAAAGAGUAUUCUACCAUCAUUCCAAGAUCGAGAGCCAGACAACCGAGUGGAAAUUGGACAACGCGAUCUCAAUUUGCCAGCAGUUCCGAAAUCUCGACAAGAAAAUCAUCACUUACCCACUCUCUUACACUGUACUAUAA
Molecule: messenger RNA, 1743 nt
Organism: Oikopleura dioica
Lineage: Eukaryota; Metazoa; Chordata; Appendicularia; Copelata; Oikopleuridae
Source: the annotation of a GenBank genome assembly